This is a messenger RNA of Paralichthys olivaceus (Japanese flounder), 927 nucleotides long. The record is from RefSeq and is a predicted model, not a curated record. NCBI's taxonomy places the organism in Eukaryota, Metazoa, Chordata, Actinopteri, Pleuronectiformes, Paralichthyidae.
UUACUUGGAAAAGUGCAACCCCAAGAUGCAACCCAGCAACACAUUUGCAGCAUCAGUAAAAUGCUGCAGGCACUUGGUUUUGAGGAGCCGGAGCCUGAAAAUGCAGAUCUUCAGGAGCUGGAGGCUGAAAACGCCUGGCUAAAAGCGGUGGAGGUAGAAAACACCCAGCUGAAGGCUGAAAAGGCUUGUAUGGAGGAGCUAGGGCCUGAAAACCCCUUACUGAAGAUACUAGAAGCCAAACAUGCUGCCACCAUGAAAAAUAUUCCCUGGGGAGAGAAGAGGAAGACGGUGGUCGAGCAGAUGGAGUAUUCUGCUUCACUUCUGAAGUCCAAAGACAACCCGACCAGCUUAGUUCAGCUCGUGAGGUCUGCAAAAGCCAGAGUGAAGGAGCUGGAGAAUGAGCUCAGAAACUGCAGCUUUAAAGUGCAAGAGGAAGAAAUCAUCUUCCUGAAUGUAAAUCUGGAGCUUGAGCAGGCUAAGAACAAGAAGAUCCAACACGAGUGGAAAACUAAAUGUGAGGCUCUGCAGGCGAACUUGGAGGACUGCAUCCUUGAAAAUGAGGCCAGGUCCCGGAAAAUAGAGGAGCUGCAAAAACAACUGAGAGACGCAGAUGAGAGGUGGUCCAUCAAGCAUGAGGAGAUGCUCCAAAAGGAAAUCAAGCUGAAGGACAUGAUAAAACUCAUGAUCCAGCAGAGCAUUGAGUGGGAGGAACAGAUCUUGAAGACCGAUAGCUUCAAGGAGAGGGCCAAGAAGGAGAAGAAAGAAAGGGAGAAGAGAGAGGAGAGCAAGGAGACAACAAGCAGGUGGUUCCACAAUUUUGUCUCCAAAUACUUCAACUUGUUAUCUCCACUACCAUUCUUCCUCUACCUCUGACCCGUCAAUCAUCCCCUCAUCCCAACUCCACCCACUCCCUUACAUCUUAACCCC